Eruca vesicaria subsp. sativa (arugula) is the source of this 525-nucleotide messenger RNA. NCBI's taxonomy places the organism in Eukaryota, Viridiplantae, Streptophyta, Magnoliopsida, Brassicales, Brassicaceae. The record is from the annotation of a GenBank genome assembly.
AUGGCUUGGCGAAACGCAGGAUCUGCUGCUCGUUCUUUUGCCUCCGCCACCACAAGGUCACCGUCUCUCCGUUCUCCUACUGCGGCUAUUCCUCGCCUCCGUCCUACCUCAUCCUCCUCACCUGGCCGUCGCUUCACCUUUUCCUCGCCUUUUAGGAACCUAGGAGCACUUGGUUGCACACAGUCUUUCUUGCCUCUGUACAGUGUUGUGUCUGCUUCUCAACUCACCUCUCACCUUAAUGUUAACAUACGGGCUUUCUGCGAACUGUCUAAUGGUACUUGAAGAUGCAUAAGAGUGUAUAAUGCAACAGUGCAUGCAUCGGUUACUUUGAACUUUGAAGUGGUGUGAGUAAUCCAAAGAAUGGGAUAACUUCAGAAAAAACCUUAAUUGUUUUGUUACUUUGGUUUCAGAAAUCCUAGUUCCAUAAUUUUGGAAUCGGUUUGGUUAUUAAAGAGCUUUUAGUUUUCGUGGCACACUGUAUAAUCUCUCUGGCAUAUUCCGAGAUCAUAAUAUUUGAAGUACUUU